CCCUUAAAUGGAGGAGUCAAGAGUCCAAGCCUGCAUGCAGUCUCUCUGCCAGUGUUAGUGCCUCACAACAUGUGGAAAAUCGCAAGGACACUCCUGCUGACAUGCUGCCUCCAGGCAGCUCUCGCUCAGACCCACGGUCGCAAAAACGUUGUAGAUCACAGGAGGAGCAUUUGGGAAGACCCAAUCCAGUUUGUUACCAAAGGCACCAAAGAUGAAUGCUACAUUAGUGUGGCGGGACAAGGCAAUCUGACUAAGCUUCGCAUCUCAUGCCACGGGCAGGAGCGUUCUUACUGGUGCGAGUACCAGGGCAAGCCUCAUGUCUGCCGCUCCUACAACAACAAUCCACAAAAUUAUUUCACACAGAUCAUGUGGAAUCUCCGCAAGUUGCAGAAUGCCUGUCAGGGCCAGCAUGUCAUUAAGCCUCUCAUGUGCAAGAGAGCUUCCGAUGAGGCCCAGAUGGUCUUCACAAUCUCAUCUUCACCUGACAUUAUGCCGAAGGACAGGCCCUCCAGACCGGCCUCUGCCAGCCCUGAGCAGGUAAAACCACAACAAAGCAGACGAGAGCAGAGACCAAAGCCUACUAAACCACUGCAAACACAGCUCCAAGCACUGAGAGUCCAAAUGGCAAGAACUCCUCAGGACAAGCCGAAUCAGCCCAAAGCAGUCAAAUCCACCACAACGAGGAAAAUACUGACACCAAGGCCAACUGGGCCGAAACCAACCCAGUCAGUACCUCUGAGGGAAUCCAAGAAACUUGCUCAGGACUACUGCUGGCGCUCCUUUCAGGGUGUGUGUUCAUUUGUCAUUGGAUGGUUCAAAAACUAAGAAAAAGACAACAAACGCCAUUGAAGAUGACUCCAAGUGUCUGACAAUGUGAAGGGUUGAGCUGACAGAGACAAAUCAAAGACAUCGUGUUCUUGAAAUCGAAAAGACUGCCGGGUCAGCGGUAUAUUGUUAUGUAUUGAACAUUUACAGAAUCUGUGAUUGAAACCUGUGUUUUUGUGAAUUCUUUGGACAUAAUGUGAUUACACGUGUAGCAUGUUUGAACAUGUUUUGUUCUCCAUACAGUAUAUGAUGAGGUAUUGCAUCUUAUCAUGUGUACUGAACAUUAUGUGUGUAGAAUAAUCUGUAUUAAUCCUUGCUAUAUUAUGUAUUUAUGGGUGCUGCUGACCAAUUACGGGUUAACAUUUUUGCUGUGGAAUUUUUGGAAAACAAAUAAAGUUCUACAGAAGGUCUGUUCAGAUUGCAAUCAGGGCCGUAGCAUGGAACUCAAGGCCCCCUGCCUGUAUAUUGCUCUGGGCCUCUUACCUAUUAUGUAAAUACAGUUUUUAACUUUUUGGGUACCCCCUGGACCUUUGUGCCAUAGAAUCAUUACCAAUUUUCACCCCACUAGUUACGGCCCUGAUUGCAAUAUCAGUGAGUAUGGAUAAACAAUGUACAUGGAGAUUUCACAGUGUCUACUGCAUUUUUAGAGUGGAGUAUAUAAUGUUUACAGGUCAUACUCGAAAUGUAUAAAUGUUGACAUGUUGUGAAUAAAUUUGAGCUCAAUUCACCUUUACAUUCUGUGUGAAUUUCCAAAAGAGUGACAGCAGAAGGCACUAUUGCGUUAGAAAGACUUGGAAGUUUGGCUCCAUUAGGGUUUUAGAAAUGUAUUUCCUUUGCACAAUUUUAAAAUGGUAAUCAUAGUUUUCAUAGUUACAAUACCAUAUGUAUGAUUACAAUUAUUGUUCUAUAUUAGCUAUAUUAUAUAUUUUUGCAUCCGAUGGGUCAUUCU
Myxocyprinus asiaticus (Chinese sucker) is the source of this 1774-nucleotide messenger RNA. Its product is annotated as fibroblast growth factor-binding protein 2-like. The record is from RefSeq and is a predicted model, not a curated record. Lineage: Eukaryota; Metazoa; Chordata; Actinopteri; Cypriniformes; Catostomidae. The transcript is spliced from 2 exons. Gene Ontology annotation, biological process: cell-cell signaling. The coding region runs from base 70 to 825 and encodes 251 amino acids. Gene Ontology annotation, molecular function: growth factor binding.